AUGACGUGCCUAACAAAAGACCAGUAUAAAGAAAUUAAGGCGUCCUUUCGUUCCAUGGAUACAAAUGGCGACGGCCGCUUGUCUGUUAAAGAGUUCAGAGACGCUGCAAAGAAAUUAGGACAGGAUGUUACGACUGCACAGGUCAAGGAAAUGUUCAAAUUAGUCGACGAAGAUGGCGAUGACUAUCUGAGCUACAAAGAAUACGAGAAAAUGAUGGUUGAGCAACUGGAGGCCCAGAUGGUGGAAUUACAGUUUUUGCAGUCGUGUUUUGAAAAAAUGGACGUAAACGGAGAUGGAAGCAUCACUGCCAAAGAGAUCGCCAAAACAAUGGGUAUUACCAGGGCAGAAGCUGAUGAGCUGGUGACAGAGGGCGACACAAAUGGGGACGGGGAACUAACGUUUGAUGAAUUUGCUGCAGUCUACAGAAGCAAAGACAGCUGAAGAAACAACUCAUUUAAUCCGUUAAUGUAAUCUAAGAAUAGCUUUACUACAAUGUAUUUGAAGUAGAUCCUCGUGUAAAUCACUACACAAGGGCUUUGAGUGUCACGUUUUGUUACCUGUUGUUAUGACCUACACCCACCUAUCAAAUUAGUGUUUUCAAUGUUAUAAUGAAGACGUUCCGCUAUAUUGAAAAAUAGUGAGUUAAUUACUUACAAAAAACCUUGAAACCGAGAUUAAAUGAUUUGCGGAUAAUUACAUUAUGAACCGUCAGCUAUUUUUCCUUCCACUAUAUACACAUUGUACAUACAUGUGUGUUCGACUAACGCAAAAUGAAGAAGCACUGAAGACGAAAAGUGUUACCUCAAUUACCGUCCUUCUUCCAACACGUGUACACGCACCUAAUUUCCUUCUUCCAAUUCGUGUUGACGCACCAAGCUUCAUUGUUCCAACACGUGUACACGCACCUAAUUUCCUUCUUCCAACAAGUAUACACGCACCUAGCUUCCUUAUUUAAACACUUGUACACGCACCUAGCUUCCUUAUUCAAACACUUGUACACGCACCUAGUUUCUUUGUUCAAACAAGUAUACACGCACCUAGCUUCCUUGUUCCAGCAUGUAUACACGCACCUAGCUUCCUUGUUCCAGCUUGUAUACACGCACCUAGCUUCCUUGUUCCAGCAUGUAUACACGCACCUAGCUUCUGUGUUCCAGCAUAUAUACACGCACCUAGCAAUAGAAGUGGUCAGAGUAACAUGUAAUUACGUCAUAAUCCAUCAACAUGUCAUGUUUUAUUUUCAUUUGUUUAUUGUCCCUUUCAGGAUUUUUCGCCUGUUUUGAAAACAUCACUAACUGUAGGUGGAGUUUUAGGCACAUUUAGACCUGUCUAUGGCGUUCAGGGUCGUAGCAGUUCUUUAUCGUACGACUCCAUACCCUCUAUUCUGAAUGCCAAUAGUUUUACAAAGGAGUUGGCACUAUAUAUAUUUUACCUCUUAGGCUUCACUCGAUGACAAACUGGAAUGGAACCGAACUAAGGCAAUACAGCCGAUCUGAAAUAUGAGAAAAAUUCUAUUAUUCCAAACGCAAAUAUACAAAUAAUUUACAUUCAAAAUGUAAAAUUUCUCAAUUUUCCAAUUUAGCAGUCAUUUCAUUGGCUAAAACAGUAUCAUGAUUGGGCAUUGCUUCGGUCACCAGAGCGUGACCCUCAAUGCAAUCUUAUUUGAUUGUUAUGCA
Molecule: messenger RNA, 1673 nt
Organism: Ostrea edulis (European flat oyster)
Lineage: Eukaryota; Metazoa; Mollusca; Bivalvia; Ostreida; Ostreidae
Product: calmodulin-like
Exons: 4
Coding region: 1-441 (146 amino acids)
Molecular function (GO): enzyme regulator activity; calcium ion binding
Source: RefSeq, a predicted model, not a curated record